This is a messenger RNA of Gymnodraco acuticeps, 3968 nucleotides long. It is a transcript of the gene dthd1, whose product is annotated as death domain containing 1. The transcript has 11 exons. NCBI's taxonomy places the organism in Eukaryota, Metazoa, Chordata, Actinopteri, Perciformes, Bathydraconidae. Bases 49 to 2793 code for a protein of 914 amino acids. The record is from RefSeq and is a predicted model, not a curated record.
CACAAAAUGCCAGGGACGGAGUGACCAAGGAGUUUUCUGCUUGAAAUCAUGGAUGCAAAUCUGCAUGUGGAUAAACUGAUGGAUGAAGAAGAGUCCCGUCAUGGCAGGAGGAGAAAGAACAGUCUCCUCAACAUGUUGACAGAAACUUGUGGGGGGCUUGAAGCUGUAAGAAGCAGAAGAAAGCAUAAUGAUGGCACGGUGGGUGGAAGAAAAUCCAUAGGAGAAGAACCAGGUAGAGGCAAAGGAGAGGAAAUACAGAGCGGCAGUGAAGAAGGGAUGCUCAGUCAUGCAGAAGAUAAGGAGGAUGAUGAAGAGGAGAGACUGUGCAAGCAGAGAGUUCUGGGAGUAAUGAGGGAGCUCAGUGUUUUUCAUUCUGAGAGAGUGACAGCGUGGAGAGGAGUUCUCAGAGAUUGUGCCAACAAGUCUCCGCCAGGGGACAGUGAUCAGCAGGAAGCGUCCACAAGAGAUACACAUUGGAAAGUCAAACCUUGUUCAGACUCCUUCACAGAUAUUUUUCUGAGUGUUUGGGAGAACAUAGAUGUCAUUAUGGACACACUGAACACAAUUAUAGCUAAACUGGAUGGAGAAAUCCUCAAAUUAUGUGCAGAGAAUGCCUCAACUGUGGAUGCAGAAGUUCAGGAGACCAGAAAUAUAAAAGAACCAGAGCCUCCUGAAGAUGAUCAAAAUCACCUAAGCUCUUGUGAUCCCCUUGAAGCUAACUCUGGGCAUAAACAGGAGGAUAGAAAUGAUCAAAAUACAAUGCCAUCACAGGACACUGAGCAAACAUCAGACAACAGACUCUGCAGUUCUGACCGCAAUGAUGUGAAAGAGACGCGGCAAGAAUUAGUGGUCAAAAGUGAUCAAGGGAGUGAUACUGAGGACUGUCAUUCUCAAGAAAGAAAGACAGAUUUCCUGGAGGGGACAGAAAAAGCAAAAGAGGAAACAAAUGAAUGGAUCACAGUAGGGCUCAGCGGUCAACAGGGAGACAGCCAAUCAGAUGUACCGGACACAUGCUUCAUCAGAGCACCUAUGGGUGUGGCUGAGGUCCUGAGAUGUGAGGUGGCCGACACCCUGAGCUGCCUGAUGGUGACGGGUUCAGAGGAGCUGGUCAGCAGAGUGAUCAGGCUCAAAGUUCAGGAGGGAGCUAACGUACACUUCCCCCUGACUGUGGUUGUGCCUUUCUGCGCACAUUACCGCGGCAACUACAGGGAUGUUGCAGUGAAGAUAGUUGACAGGGAGAGGCGGGCAAGCUACGUCACUCCUGUAACCACAGAGGGCAUGUAUGGAGGUCACAGGGGCUCAUUUGCAGAUGUGAGGGUGUAUUCCCUUGGCCUGUUUGCAGUGGUGUCCUGUCUAAAAAGAGAAAAUUACACAGUUACCACAAAAGGUUUGUCACUAAAGCUACCCAUGGACCCCCGGAUUUGCCUGAACUACCUCCCAGGAGCCUUCGCUGCUCCAGUUAUAGCACAAACCAUGAUCCAGCCAGUAGAUGCUGUUCUUCUAGCUGCCGUCAAGACUAGGAGCGAUGCCUACCACGCGGUGGUGUCUACGAGUCCGUUUCUCUACCUCACCCACCCAUCCUCUAAGCCCCUGAGAAGACCCCUCACUCUCACCCUUCCCUGUCCCCCAAACACUGAAAAGAAAAGGCAGACAAGGGGACAAGAAGAGGAGCAAGACCCACAAAUGUGGCCUGUCAGUGGUUCUCCAUCAUGGGAUCAACCUGCUUCCCACAGAAGGAGAGCCUCUGGGAAGUCUAAAGAGAUGUCAAACGAGCCGCCGAUUGUUCUGGGUUCAAGAGACAAACAGUGGAGCAUCCUGGAUAAAGUCACAGUCAGGAACCAGCUAAAUGGGCUGGUGUCUUUUGAGCUGACGGAGCACGUUGACAGACUGCUGGUGGUGCGUCUCCUGUCUCCCCUGCAGCCUCUCCACCUCUCCUCCCUGGCAGAGGAGCUGGAGGAGUCGGUCUGCUGCCAUGCGGUCACCGUCGUCCUCCAGCGGAGACAGGAUGAGCCGCACGACCUCCUGGUGGCUGUCCUCCCCAACAGAGACCUCAGCUGGGAGACGUCCAAACUGCGAGCCCAGGGAUACAGCAGGCUGUCGGAGACAUCGGAGGAGAUCUCCAUGUGUGAGGGAGACCAGCUCCUCCUGCGCUUCAGCGGCAACAUCACCUCCUCAGGAACUCAAAACGAAGGACAUGAUGUCCCAAACGAGCGAAUCACCUUCCACAGUCAGCAGAAGAAUCACCUCAUGGUGCGUCUGACAGAAGUGGACCCGUUUGGGAACUACAGCUCCCCCCACUACAAGGGCACAGCAAUGUUCUACAAGGUCACCAGAGUUCAGCUGGAGUGGCGAGGUGAUAAACUGGUCGCCAUGGACACAAAGCUCCUUGGAGACCCCGUCUGUAAGCUGUCUCUGACUUUACCCAAGAAAGUGAGAACCAUUAAUCGGCCAAUCACAGCCAGGGUGAGGUUACGCGAGGACACAGACUCCCUGUCAGACUCUCUUCUCCUCUGGCUGUCGGCGGAGCUUUCAGAGGAAGAGGUCUCUCUGCUGGUGGUCUCCCUGCGUCUCCGUCGAAGCGCCGCUCAGCUGGUGAAGCUGCGGGCCGGGGAUAGCCUCUCCACCCAGGCCUUCCACCUCCUGGCCAUGUGGAGGAGGGGGCUUCCUGCUGCCACCCACCAUCUCAAAGCCUCUCAGCUCGCCCACUGUCUCGCCAAGAGCGGAAGGCCGGACCUGGCCAGGGAGCUGCUGCUGCGCCAGGCCGCCGUCCCCAGCCAGGGAUCACUGGAAUAGAUGAGAAAGUAGAAAUCACACUAUGAUUGUUGUCAAGAGCAUCUGGGCCUGCCAAGUGUGAAGGUGGCAGUAUUCUGUUUAUCCACUAGAGGUCAGCAUCGUACUGUGAGUGUAUGUGCUCCCUUCCAGAUUUGUGUCGAUUAUUUUUGAGGCAUGAGUAAGUUCACAGAGUGCAUUUAGAGGCCUGAAGACUUAAUGUCAUACAGUUAAAACGCAAAAAAGCUUAUUGUAUACCUCAAAUUAGUAUAGAAAGUGAUAUUUGUCUGCUUACCUCAAUUGGCAAUUGUCUAAUUGUUGUCUUGUGACCAAACUCCCGUCUGGGUUAAGUGGUGCUGGUUAUAUUUCUAAGCAUUGUAUGUGACACGUGACACUUAUUAGCAUAUUAGUGAUAGGCAAUACAACUUACCUCAUAUCUUGUGUUUUAAUGCAAUUAAUCUCUGGAUACGAGCAGGAAGAUGUAUCUGUACUUGAUUCAGAAUGUAAUGCUAUUUGAAUACAUUAUUAAAUUAUAAAGGUAUUACUUUUCUUGAAGUUACCUAAGCUGUAGCUGAUACUUUAACACACUCUUAAUGUUAGCUUGUAUUACAACUUUUCUAAGCUUAUUUGUUCGUAGAUUUUUCUUUUUCUCAUAAGCAUUCUCUGCAGCGUCUUCACAAACUCACUUCAUUUCGUAGUGUAUCUCCUCAGACAGGUGAUUCACAUGAGCAGUCAUCCAUCUCUUCUCUGUGUAAACAGUUGCUGGCACCGAGCUGCGACCUAUUUUUAGCUCCAUGACACGAGUCGUCUUUAAGGCUUGACAGUGUCUGUUUAUGAUUGAUUGGACAACAACAGCUUGUUUCUCAGCCUAAGAAGGUGCAUCUAUGUUUGGAUACGAGUUGGAAAAAACAUGGAAGAUAUAUGAAUGAUUCAUAACUGUUUGAAAAUUCUUCUUUAAAACAAAAAAUCUGAUAUGCAUACACAUGCUUUGCAUAUUUGUAAAUGUGCAUUCUAAAAAUUGGUUAUUUAGUAACAUGUUUGGAGUUUUUGAACAUCACAUGGUCUUUACUGUCAUGUUGGUAUAAAGAAAAAAUGUCUUUGAGCUGUUUAGAUUUGAGGCCUAAAAGCUUGUGAGAAAUGACAGAACGUCUAUUUUAUAUUUCUAUAUCUUCUCCUGUUAAACCUGAUCUGAUAACAAA